Messenger RNA from Haliotis rufescens (red abalone), 8655 nucleotides. RefSeq names its product endosome/lysosome-associated apoptosis and autophagy regulator family member 2-like. Lineage: Eukaryota; Metazoa; Mollusca; Gastropoda; Lepetellida; Haliotidae. The record is from RefSeq and is a predicted model, not a curated record. The coding region runs from base 197 to 3187 and encodes 996 amino acids. The transcript is spliced from 24 exons.
UCGAGAGGGAGCGCCGUAGAUUAUUUUUAGCACAGUUUGGCAAGUGUAGGGCAUCCCUCUCUUAUCGCCCAGUGAAAUAGAAGCCUGCUCGUGAGCGUUGGGUGUCAAAUACCUCCUGGCUUAUUAUUUUGGAUGAAUGCAGAAAUACGACAUAUCUACAGCUUAAAGUGGACAUAAUUACUGAUAUUUUGGUGCAAUGUUAAGGAACAACUUGUGGCCAUUUGCAAUCGCAUAUUGUCUCCUGUUGAUGCAUGUUGAUGCAGACGAUGUUCCGACUUGUCAACCGAAAGACUUCCACUAUGAGUACACGGAGUGUGACAGUGAGGGAAUGAGAUGGAGGGUGUCCGUGCCGGAACACAACAAGUGUACAGGGGGAGCUCCCAAUGCCCCGGUGAGGGGGAAAGACUGCACCUUCACAUGCAAUGCAGGUCAGUUUCUGGACAUCCAGGGGGACCAGGAGUGUCACCCCUGCCCUGCCGGCACGUACUCUCUGGGAGGUGGGCUCCGCUUUGACGACUGGGACAACCUCCCUACAGGGUUCACCAUCUCAUCCGAGGCCUUCGGUGGAGGCUUCAUGUGGAGAAGCCACAAGCGCGAUGUCAACUGCAGCAGGUCAACAUGGCAGCUGCAUUCCAACUACAUCGCUGCAGUCCCUGGCGACUGCACUACGAGCCUCAUCUUCUCCACAAAGCUGGUCAAAGCUGGAACCGUCACCUUCGAGUAUCAGUCACCCAACCCAGACAUACUGUUCCACUUCACAGUCCAGAAUGACCAGUGUCAGGCUAUUGGGGAUGAAUCCAAGGGCACCUGGCCCCCCAACACAGAGGAGGGCAAGUGGAAGACUCAGACGCUUAACCUGAAGAGUGGCAUGAAUGUGCUCCAGUGGCGAGCACUCGGGAUGAAAGAACGAACCCACAGUCGAAGUCCCAUCCUCAUCAGGAAGAUAGAAGUCACUGGUGUGGCGUAUACGUCUGAGUGCACCAAGUGCCGAAGCGGCACCUACAGCAGCGGGGGCACUGAGUUCUGUGGGUACUGCCAGGAAAACACCUUCUCCGACCGCGGCGCUGCCCAGUGUUCCCCCUGCAACCAGGCCACAGAAUACUCCACUGUAGGCGCCAGCAAGUGCGAGACCCGACCUCCAUGUUCUGAGAGAGACUACUAUGAAUACCAAACUCCAUGUGAUGAGAACAAACAGACGCGCAAGGAGUAUGCGUGGAUCUCCCCCCAGAUCUGCAACCCAGCGGGUACUGGUGCUGUGACCCUACCCCCACAAGGGCCCUUGGACAACUGCCCUCCCUGUAAUCCGGGCAUGCAGCUGUUCAACAACUCGGCCUGUGAGUUCUGUCCAGCAAACCAGUUCUCGGACGGCUCCAAGCCCUGUGAGACGUGCCCUGCAUCCACCUCCCCCGAGUACAGCCUGGACUACAGGUGGUGGUCCGUCAUGCCGCCCAAUGUCUCCAGUGACUGUCUCUCCAUGACAGCUGAAACCUGUUCCCCACAAGCCGGAUGGUUGGUGUCCAAUGACCACAUCCGCACCCACUUCAGCCAUGACAAGGAUGUCUUCCUCAUUCUCACCAUGCAUAUCCCCGGCUUCAGAGGCCAAGCCAACGUUAUCAAUGGAAAGGCAGAUAUUAUCGGACAUAUCUCCUUCGGGUUUGAGAUCAACUGUACAGGGGACUGUGAACUGGUGUUCUUGACUGAUGAUAAUGGGAAGAACUCAGUGGCAAAAUCAUGGAAGGGAAGUUAUGAAAAAAAUGAAUAUAUGUACCAUGUCCGCAGCAACAAGUCUCUGAUCGCCACCUGGGCCUUCCAGCCGUACGACUGGGAGAACCUGCCUGAAGCCAAGGCAGAGGAGUACCUCAACAACAUCGCCAAGAUAUAUUCCAUCAAGGUCUCUAACACCAUCUCUGGUGGCGCCUCUGAGUGUAAACCUUGUCCUAGAGGAACAACCAAAAACACGUGUAUUCCGUGCCCGGAUGGGCAGUACAUCGACACGAGCACAGCAUCGUGCAAGGCGUGCCCACCCAACACUGUAGUGUCCAGCAGUGAUUCCUGGGGGGAGCAGGCCUGCAAGGUGUGUGGGUCGGGCCUGAAGGCAGAGGGGGGCAAAGUGUGCAAAACUGACUGCAAGUAUGUGGCGAAGGAUGGCAAGGUGUACGACUUCUCCGACCUUGACAACAUUCAGUUCGUGGUGGGCAACAAGUUGUUUACCUCCAGCGGUACCCAGUACUACCAUGGCUUCAACAUCAGCCUGUGUGGAAACAAGGGAACACAACUCCCAACAUGCUACAACAACGUCACCGAUCAGCCGGGCAACAAAUCUGAAGAAGUAGAAAUUUUGAGCCACGGUGGAACUUAUGGACUGCCAACAGAUGUUCGGGGUAUGGUUUGCCGGUCCACGUUGGUACCCCAGAGGGAUGCAGAAGCACCCGUUGUCUCCACUCAGCCAGUGAGUCUUGGAGACCACCUGGUGAAGAUUGUGUCCAAUGACAGCAGCAUGGGGGACCUCUUCAAGGAGGAGGGUUUCUCCGCCACACCUGAAGAAUUACAAAAGGAUAUUCAUUUUCACUACAAGUCUGAACAGUCAACCCCAGCCUGCCCCGAGGGACGCACCACCAUCAUCAGCCUGAGAUGUGACGUGAAGCAGGACCUCCAGGGCGUCAUUGACCUGCCCCCCAAAUGUUCCGAUGGCACCUGCGAUGGCUGCACCUUCCAUUUCCUGUGGAAGAGUCAGCAUGCUUGCCCCAUCUGUCGGAACGAAGACUAUGAAGUGAUCAACGGGGAAUGUAUUCGGGGAGAACAGACUAUACAUUACUAUCCUCCAAAACACUGCCUGCUGAGUGACUCCCAUAAGCCCAAACAGAUGAAGCAGAAGUGUACCACCAUGCCAUUUGCCGUCCAGGUGGCUCUGCCAGUCGUUAUCGGUGUUGGAGUGUUGCUGAUGCUCCUACUUGUCUACCUGUGGAAGAGAAACAAGAGACUGGAAUACAAGUACAUGAAGCUGGUGGAGACGGCUGGUGGGCGUGAUGGCGAGCUGCCGGGGGUGGAGUCCUGUGGGCUGGAGGAGGAUGACGAGGAGGCCGUCCACUUCCCUGACAAGAACACCAGCAUAUUCCAGAAAAUCAAGAACAAGAUUACCAGUGGUGGCAAGGUUUCAGACGAUGACUUUGCUGUAAGUAGUUGGUAGACCACCUACCCCAUCACCCAAACACUGCCCAAGAGGAUGAUGACAACCCUUUUAUUGCCGUGAAGAUGCAGGAGAAGUUACCACUGACAUAGUCUUCUGAUGGUCCACCGGCAUGACUUUAGUUACAACCCAGAUCUACACCGUCAAGUACCACAACUCAACACAACACGACUGCUAGGACCACAACUCGUCGAUUGUCCAAUCACAGAUCAGCACCUGACUACAUUCAGCUUAUCUUUGAUUGGCCAAUCACAAAUCAGAUCAGUCAAGCACCUGCCUACACUCAGCUCAUCGAUUGCCCAAUCACAGAUCAGCAGUGAAGCACCUGACUAUAUAUAGCUUCUCUUUGAUUAUCCAAUCACAGAUCAGAUCAGUCAAGCACCUGCCUACACUCUGCUCAUCGAUUGCCCAAUCACAGAUCAGCUCAGUCGAGCCUCUGCUUAUUCUGUCUUUGGUAGUCUUGAGCUUCCAUGAUACAUACAGCAAAGGUGCUUGAUUGAGUUAGAUGCAAAUGUAUUACUACGACAGAACAACACAAAAAAACUAAGUAUUUUUUAAGGCAGUAUUGCAAAAUCGAUACAUCUUUCACUGUUAUUGUCCAAGGUGAUUAUGUAUUUUUCCUGUAGUUAUCCAUGUACAUAUGUGACUGCUCUUUCACCUACCUGCACAAUGUGUACAGAACUUAGGAUUAUCCUCCAAACUUGUAGUCUCCAGAACUACAGGCAACGGUUUUAAAGAGCUAAGUCUUCAGAAAAGACCAAAGUGUGUACAGGGUUAUUCUUAGAAGUCUUUGUGCAGGGGGUGUCUUUGACAAAAGAUUUUAUGUUUGUUUGUUGUAACAAUUAUUCAUCAAAUCUGAGUAUCUAGCACAGUAUAUCAAUGUUUGAUGUAAGAUCAUAACCAUGUCAUCAAUUUCAUAUAAUCACAUACAUGCAUUUAGUGGAGAGAAUACCCAUGACCUUUGACCUGUUGACCUUAGUCAGUGCUUAAAAAAUAUUCUCUCAAGUGCUAUGGUUUCUGUGCAGAUGUCCUUGUUUCUAGUGGUGUAUACACUUAACACCCAUCAAUGAGGGGGAUAUUGCUGGAAUAUGGACUAAAUGGCUGGAAUAUGGACUAUAGUUUGAGUAUUGCUGGUAGAUGUAUACUGGUACAUGACUAGACUAUUGCUACAAAUGGCGUACAACCCUACUCAUCAUUCUCCUCUACCCAGUGGUUAAGUGUUUGGCACUACUGCCAUGGUUUUGUGUCCUACACUUUGAGGUACCAGGGCUCCAUUUGAGGAACUUGAGUUAACUUGCACCAGUUGCAUGUUGACAUGAAAACCAAGCUGCACCAAACAAAACCAGGUUGCACCCUGGUCCCAUAAAGCCAUCUAUCAAAGUUGCCAGUGUCAUAUGACCUUGCACAUGACAUCAAGCCUAAGAAAGAAUGACAAAUUACACACAACAGUGAUAUAGUAGGGGAAAGAAACAUCAGAUGUAUUGAGUGUUCUAUGACUGAUUUUGUCUGAAGAAGGAAGGUUUAGUAAAACAAACGAAAUGUUUGUUGCAUUUUCAAACAACAGGUUGCACUUGUGCAUGUUUUAAUAGUCAAAUUGAGCCCUGGGUGCCGACGUUUCACUGCAUCUAUCAUUUUUCUGUCAGAUUUUAUAUGUUGUCUUCAUGUGUAAUGAUGACAUGUUCUCACUGUCACAUGUACAAUGUUGUGUGACAUAGUGUUGGCCGAACUACUCUCAGUUCAUUGCAAACCUAUUAAGGCCUAGACAAUAGUAUUUCAUGUCUGACAUGUUUAAUUAACCAAAAUGUAUUCUGUCACAUAAAGGUUUAUUUGGCCAGAAGGGCAGAAACAGUCUUGAGUGAAGGGGCACUGUGGGUUUCCAAGUCCUGAGCAACCUGUCCUUGAGGUAAGAGGCGAAUAAUAGAUUUGUCUCUUGGGUGUGUGCCUCAAUAGUUCAUUGUUCAUGAUGUCAAUCACUGGAUUGUCUGGUCCUCACUUGAUUAUUUACAGGUGGCUGUCAUAGAGCUGGAUGACUUCUGAUUGCGUCCUAAACAACUCACAAACUUGAGUGAAUGGCCUGUACUAUAUGUGCAAUGUGUAUAUUCCUUUGAAAUCCAAAAUUCCAUUUAUGUGCUGUGAUUAUUUGAAAAAGCAUGUGAAUCUGCCAAGCCAGGUAACUGACUAUAUAUGAUUAUAUGUUAUCUCUGCAGACAUUUCUACCAUAUUGAAAUCCAGUGAAAGUACACCAUCAAUAACUUGUAAAGGUGAACUAGUUAGAUAUGAAUAUGAACAUUCUAGUUUUUGUGAUAUGUUUUUGUACACACUGACUGAGAAUCUCUAAGAGGAUGAGGUUUGAAUUUGUCUCACAUGUAACAUAAAAAAUGUAAGUCCACAUGGUGGGUGUUGGUAAGUUUUUAGAGAGUUGAAAAAUGGAUUUUAAGUUUUAUUUAUUUUGCUUCUAUCUACUUAGUUUAUUAUACAUUAUUUGCUGUUUUCACUGCCUUUUGUUCUUGAAAUGUUGUGAAAAUGAAAUUCCAAAAACUGUUGUUUUCUUGAUUGAAACUUGUGUUUACCAUUAAAUGUGAUUUUGUAUUGUGGACAUAAUGAGGCCGGUUGUCAAACACAACCUCCCUUUCAACAGGAUCAUACAUAAUACUUCUGUUUUUAGUGAUUUUAUUUUUUCUAUUCAUUUAUUGUUGUCUGCUCAGCUGAUGUGCUCAAUACAUUUAUAGUUAUCUAUUGAUAAAUGUGCAAUCUUCCUACAUCACUUACUUGGCAUUUGAAAGAGAUGGGGACAAACUAAUAUAUGUUUUUCUGUUCUUAAAUCUGAAUUUAUAUUAUAUUAUAUUUUGACUACCUCUGUUGGAAUUCCAGAGUAGAAUAAGUCCUCAGCAUGUUGUGCUGGUCGUAAGAGGCGACCAAAUGUAUUGGGUGGUCAGGCUUGGUGACUUGUUGAUUGCAUGUCCUUGUACCUCGAUGGUAUGGAUCGUUUCUCACGGUAACAAUCACUGGACUGUCUGGUCUAGAAUCAAUAAUAUACAGGCUGCUGUCAUAUAGCUGGAAUAUUGUUGAAAUAUAUUCUGAAAGUAGUGUUGUUUCCAUAUACCAAGGGAAACAAACACUUGAGAAUCUGACUGCCUCCAUGGUCUUGUGGUAGAGCUUCCAGCCAGACAGCAGAAAGUCGGGGGUUCAAUCCCCGGCUGCGUUAUACCAAAAGACACAAUGGGUAGCUAAAACAAGGACUGGCUGUGUCUGAGUGGGGUAUUCAUGUUAAACUGCGGCAUGGUAUCUCAGUGGGCUAGCACCAUCAAUCGGCAUUAUUCCGGACCAGUACAAGCAGACACACACACGUGCAUGCAUGUCACUGUGUAAGUGCACAAAUCUUGGACACGACGUUAAACUCUAUUUCACCUCACCUCACUUCAGAAUCUACUAGACACAUACAUUUUCUUCAGUAUUGUCAUGUUAAUUUCAGAAACCACACACUUGCAUGUAUUCUCACCACAUGUUUGUGUUGAUGGAGCAAGGAGAAAAAUGUGUUCAUUUAUACAUUUAUUUUAGUUGAUAAUACUUGGUAUCUAUUGCUUUUAUUGCACUACCGCUCUCAGUUAUCUAGAAAUCCAUUUAUGGUUUAUUUUUUUCUAAUGUGGGAACAUAAUCAUAUUUACUAUUUUUAAUUGAAUCAGCAAAACAGAGUAGGGAAUAGGGAAGGCCUGUUGACAGAGCCCUCUUAGGCUCUCGGUAAUAUUUCAUUAUUACAUUUACAAAGAGGUUUUCUGUAUUGCAGACUCUGACUGCUAGUUGUCCGUCUAGAAAUCCAUUUAUUGUUUAUUUAUUAUAAUAAUGUAGGAACACAAUCGUAUUUACUGUUUUGCAUUGCAUAAGCAUAGCAGACAAGCUCCUCACAGCGAUAGCCUGUUUGCGGAGCCCAGUGCAGUGUUGCAUUGUUACAAGCAAGCUAUGACUGUCACGUCCUGAUGCCAAAUCUCCCCACUUUAACUCCAACUAUUGUUAGAAUGCAAGUUGCAAUCUCAAACCAAUAAAACAAACAUAAAUUCAUCUUGGAAAUAGUGAAUUCUGAAAUAGUUUAUGACAGACUUACUAUGUCCACAGUCAAACACUAAAAUAUAUUUGAGUGAAGAAAUUCAAGAUGUCUGUAAUGGCUGCAUCCACACUGGUGACGUUGAUAUCACUGGGAGAGAAACGAAAUCACACACUGAUGGAGCUUGUGUAACAAGAGUACCAUGCAUAAAUGUAGAAAGAGAUACUCUAGAUGUAAUCAAAGAUGAAAAACUUGGUAAACCACCUUACAAAUUUCAAAACUGUUCUUAAUCAAAAAUAGAUUCUAUAUAACUAAUUACUGUUUGCUCAGAUUAACUCUUAGGCUGAAUGUGGUUGUAUGACAACACUAUUGUUUUGUAUCCUCAAAAUACAUAUAAUGGCAGAUGAAGUUUUUAGCUUUCGCUGGAGAAGAACUGACAGCUUCGGUGUUACUUUUGGUUGUGAUUGUCAGUGUGAACCAAUGUGAUUUGUACAUCUUGUACAUAGUAAUCAAAGAUUUUAUUUAUGGUUAUCAAAAUGUUGCAAUCAAAAGUCAAUAUCUUGUAAUUGCACAAUUUUAAUUUUGUUUUAAUUCCUGUAUUUGGGAUAGGAUUGACUAUGAUUGACCCCUAUUUUUUUCUUCCCCAAACGUGAGGUGUAAUUUGCCAUCUUCAACAACAUGACCAAGCAUUGUGGCCUAUUCCACUAGGACCAUCUGCACAUUUACUGUUUCUUAUCUCCGGUGGUCCUAAAUUUCUUUCCUGCACAGUGAAAAAACAUUCUCACAUCUACCCACUGGAAUACAUCAGUAUACAUUUAUAGAAGUUACUGUAAAUAUAUUUUAAUAUAUAAUUUAACUGUUUCAGAUAAAAAAAUAUUGCACUGUAUUGUAUAAAGAUGAUCUGAGAAAGUGACCCAUGCUUUGGUAUUUUUAAUUUUGUCUUAAGGUUUGAAUCAUUUUUGCACAGGAUAUUUAUUGAUUUAAGCAUGUGAAGCCUGGAGAUGAGAAACGCAACAUUAUAUGUGGCUUACGUGAUCUAAGUACCACGACUGCCAUAGUGCAGGUUGUCUUAUGUUCCACUGCUAACAUGGCGGUGGUGUUGAAGAGUCAAUACACAACAUUCCAAUCAGCAAUGUGUUUUUGUGAUUUAGUUAUAGUAUAGAAUAGAAUAUUUAUAUAUACACGUGUUUCUGUUAUGUAGUGAUGGUUGUUUAUCUUGGGUAGGGUUUAAUCUGUUGUCAAAUCCUUAUUUCGUUUGAAAUCCUGUGAUUGUUUUGUGAUACAUUGUACAUUACCAUCCAGUCAUGUUAUGUCAGUUUCUGCAUUACUCCUCAACCUAUUUCUCUCAUGUCAUAAUAAUAAUCAACAAAUAUUGUCUUAAUGUUGAAUCUCCCAGUAUUUUGCAAAGUAAUAAAGCUUUUUUAUUGUA